Tripterygium wilfordii is the source of this 1273-nucleotide messenger RNA. RefSeq names its product mitochondrial outer membrane protein porin 2-like. The record is from RefSeq and is a predicted model, not a curated record. The transcript has 6 exons. Gene Ontology annotation, molecular function: voltage-gated monoatomic anion channel activity. The coding region runs from base 180 to 1010 and encodes 276 amino acids. NCBI's taxonomy places the organism in Eukaryota, Viridiplantae, Streptophyta, Magnoliopsida, Celastrales, Celastraceae. Gene Ontology annotation, cellular component: mitochondrial outer membrane. Gene Ontology annotation, biological process: monoatomic anion transmembrane transport.
GCCCUCGCCCUGCGGCUGUAAGAUAGCCUCAUUACUUUGUCCAGUUGUCCCCAAAACAUCGAAAACUAUACGGGAUAUAAAAACCCAAACAUCAACUGUUCAUCUCUCACAGCACAAAAACCCUUCGCAAAACCCUCUCUAUAGCCAGUGCUGUGUCUCAUAUCUUCGUGUCUGCGACAAUGAGCAAAGGACCUGGACUCUUUUCUGAAUUCGGCAAGAAAGCCAAAGAUGUACUGACCAGGGACUACAGUGACGAGCAGAAGUUUAGCAUCUCCAGUUCUAGCUACACUGGAUUGCAUCUUACUUCGAAAUUAGUCCAGAAGGGGGGUCUAUCGUCUGGGGAUGUGGCAGCACAAUACAAACACAAGAACACCACAAUUGAUGUCAAACUUGACACAGAAUCAAAUAUCUUAACAACCCUCACCAUCGCAGAUUUCCCAUCAUCCACGAAAUCUAUUGCUUCGGUCAAACUCCCUGAUUACAGCUCUGGCAAGUUGGAGGUUCAGUACUCUCAUCAACAUGCUACUUUUACUACAGCUGUUGGUGUGAAGCAAUCCCCUGCUGUUGACGUUUCUGCUACUGUGGGUACACCCACCAUUGCAUUUGGAGCAGAGGCGAGUUAUGUGACAGCUUCUGGUGAAUUUUUAAAAUAUAAUACUGGAGUAUGCUUGACGAACCCAGAUUCCAUCGUUACAGUGAUUCUAGCUGACAAAGGAGACUCGGUACGUUUCUCAUAUCUGCAUCAUCUAACACAGCUUAAUGGAGGUGCUGUGGUAGGGGAUAUAAGCCGAAGGUUCUCCACCAAUGAAAAUACGUUAACUGUUGGAUGCUCAUAUUCUGUUGAUCCACACACAGUCGUGAAAGCAAAGCUUAACAACCAUGGUAAUCUUGGUGCCCUUUUACAGCAUGAGAUCAAACCUAAGUCCUUCCUGACAAUCUCUGGUGCCUUUAACACCAACACCUUGGAAAAGACUCCAAAGUUCGGCCUGGCGCUCUCUCUCAAGCCUUGAAGGCUCAUAUUAUUCUUGACAACUUUGCAACUCACAUUAUUUCGUCAAUUUCUUCGCCUCUCUUGCAGGUGCAUUAUAAUUUCCAAAUGGUAUUCCUUGCAACUUUUUUGGACAGGGUUUCUUAUUUUACUUGUUUGGAAAGAAUAGCUCCAAAUUGCCUAAACUUUCCCCUGUUCAUUCAUGUUGAGUGCAGAUUUUGAUUUCAUUGAAAUGGCAAAUGACUUGAAUUCAUUUCAUAUUAUAUUCUAAUCCAUGGUUAGUAA